Molecule: messenger RNA, 3060 nt
Organism: Balaenoptera acutorostrata (minke whale)
Lineage: Eukaryota; Metazoa; Chordata; Mammalia; Artiodactyla; Balaenopteridae
Gene: NT5C2
Product: 5'-nucleotidase, cytosolic II
Exons: 19
Coding region: 94-1806 (570 amino acids)
Biological process (GO): IMP metabolic process; adenosine metabolic process
Molecular function (GO): 5'-nucleotidase activity
Source: RefSeq, a predicted model, not a curated record
GCUGGGAGGGCGCGCGCCCGGGCGGCUGCGGCAGUUGCGCUCUGGGUUUGCUGCCGUGCGGUGGGGCCGAAUUGAGCAUACAAAUAAAAUAAAAUGACAACUUCCUGGAGUGAUCGGUUACAAAAUGCAGCAGAUAUGCCUGCUAACAUGGAUAAACAUGCCCUGAAAAAGUAUCGACGAGAAGCUUAUCAUCGGGUGUUUGUGAACCGAAGUUUAGCCAUGGAAAAAAUAAAGUGUUUUGGUUUUGAUAUGGAUUAUACACUUGCUGUGUACAAGUCCCCGGAGUAUGAGUCCCUUGGCUUUGAGCUUACCGUGGAGAGAUUAGUUUCUAUUGGCUAUCCUCAGGAGCUGCUCAGCUUUGCAUAUGAUUCUACAUUCCCUACCAGGGGGCUUGUCUUUGAUACACUGUACGGAAAUCUUUUGAAAGUUGAUGCCUAUGGAAACCUCUUGGUCUGUGCACAUGGAUUUAACUUCAUAAGGGGUUCUCAGGUAGCUGCUCAGAAGAGACCAGAAACUAGAGAGCAGUAUCCAAAUAAAUUUAUUCAACGAGAUGACACUGAAAGAUUUUACAUUCUGAACACACUAUUCAACCUACCAGAGACCUACCUGUUGGCCUGCCUAGUAGAUUUUUUUACUAAUUGUCCCAGAUAUACCAGCUGUGAAACAGGAUUUAAAGAUGGGGACCUCUUCAUGUCUUACCGGAGUAUGUUCCAGGAUGUAAGAGAUGCAGUUGACUGGGUUCAUUACAAGGGUUCCCUUAAGGAAAAGACAGUUGAAAAUCUUGAGAAGUAUGUAGUCAAAGAUGGAAAACUGCCUUUGCUUCUAAGCCGGAUGAAUGAAGUAGGGAAAGUAUUUCUUGCCACCAACAGUGACUAUAAAUACACAGAUAAAAUUAUGACUUACCUGUUUGAUUUCCCACAUGGCCCCAAGCCUGGGAGCUCCCACCGACCAUGGCAGUCCUACUUUGACCUGAUCUUGGUGGACGCACGGAAACCACUCUUUUUUGGAGAAGGCACAGUACUGCGUCAGGUGGAUACUAAAACUGGCAAGCUGAAGAUUGGUACCUACACGGGCCCCUUACAGCAUGGCAUUGUCUACUCUGGGGGUUCAUCUGAUACAAUCUGUGAUCUGUUGGGAGCCAAGGGCAAAGACAUUUUAUAUAUUGGAGAUCACAUUUUUGGGGACAUUUUAAAAUCAAAGAAACGGCAAGGGUGGCGAACUUUUUUGGUGAUUCCUGAACUUGCACAGGAGCUGCAUGUCUGGACUGAUAAGAGUUCACUUUUCGAAGAGCUUCAGAGCUUGGAUAUUUUCUUGGCUGAACUCUACAAGCACCUUGACAGCAGCAGCAAUGAGCGCCCAGACAUUAGCUCCAUCCAGAGACGUAUUAAGAAAGUAACUCAUGACAUGGACAUGUGCUACGGGAUGAUGGGAAGCCUGUUUCGCAGUGGCUCCCGGCAGACCCUCUUUGCCAGUCAGGUGAUGCGCUAUGCUGAUCUCUAUGCAGCAUCUUUCAUUAAUCUGCUGUAUUACCCGUUCAGCUACCUCUUCAGAGCUGCCCACGUCUUGAUGCCUCAUGAGUCAACAGUGGAACACACACAUGUAGAUAUCAAUGAGAUGGAGUCCCCCCUUGCAACCCGGAACCGUACAUCAGUGGAUUUCAAAGAUACCGACUACAAACGGCACCAGUUGACACGGUCGAUUAGUGAGAUUAAGCCCCCCAACCUCUUCCCACUGGCCCCCCAGGAAAUUACACAUUGCCAUGAUGAAGAUGAUGAUGAAGAGGAAGAAGAGGAAGAGGAAGAAUGAGGAGGAAAAUCAAAACUCUGAGCACCCAUUAAACAAGUUCUGUCAGGACUCACAGGAGCAAAGGAUGUCCCUGUGGGGGUCCUAGUGGGGGGUGGGGGGCUCCAUCAAAGAUACAUCCGGAAAGUUUCUAAAGACUUUAAAAUACUCUAAUCAUAGGGAGAUACUUGUUUUAGUUUUGUGUGUCUGCACUCUUUGCAGAUGGUUCAGAAUUGUAAUGGAGUCUGUACUGGAGGAAAGUAAGGGUAAAGCUGGGCUGAACUGCAUGCAGCUGGCUCCGUCGUGGCUUGUGACACUGUUUCCUUGUCUUGUUUCAUCAUCAGUAUGUCAUAGUGUAUCCAGAUACACUAAGGGUGGUGAAGGGUCUCAGAGUGGAGCAAGGAAGACAAUGGGAAGAGGUGAUCCAGAAACGUUGCUAUGGUACAAAUUGUGCUCUUAUUCCAAAAUCCAUCUUUUUCAGUGCAUUGCGUAAGUAUUGUAUAUCAGUGGAGAAAUAUAUUAUUUCCAUUAUCAAAUGUAGUCUUCUGUUAAGGUCAAGGUUCCUUUACAAGCUUUUAAGUGUCCUCAGUGACUCCAGUAAGGCUGCUGUCAGUGGCUUAGCAGAAGUGUUCUCUACUUGCUGUAGGGCUGGUCUGGAAUGGACUGCAGCAAUUUCCUUUUGAGGCAGAAGUCUUCAUCCACUUCUACAUGUUUUUGAUGAUUGAUUGAUAGCAAAAAUGCUUAUUAUCCAAAAACAUAGUCUUUUUCUCAUCUGGGAUAAAUCUAUAGAAAGAAUUCAGCUGAAAGAGGACAAAGGAGCAAGCCACCCGAAAAGAAGAGAACCUCCUUCUUAUAUUACACCAUAACGGAGUAAAAUUCAUUAGUGUGGGCCAUAUAGUGUGGCUCAUGCCACCCCAUUCCAGCCUUCGGUAUCCUCUUGCUGUAUUUCAAAUUCAAGCAUAAGAGGGUGGGAAGAGGGCUUUGUAAGCCAGAACCUUUACAAAAACAGAGGGCACAAUCGACGUGGAUAAAUUCACUUCAGAAUCCCAAGUGAAAUCUCUUCUUGUUGUUCAGAACAAGAAUGGAUCAUCACUGUCUACUUUAAGGUAUUACAACUGCCUCACCAGAACAGUGAAAGUUGUUUCAACAUUUUUCACAGUGGUGUAGACUCUUACUUUAACCUUCAUAUGUUUCUUCCAUUCUUACUGUCAUUUGUCAACACGGGAGGGUAGAUUAGCUGCUCUAGAAUUCAAUAAAGUAUAAUAUUUCUAAUACUGA